AUGGGCCUAUUACCAUAUAAUUGGCUAGAGCCAACACCAACUCUAUUGCUCACAUCUCAAACCCUGCUCUCACAAUCGGCCAUAACCAAGACAACCAUAACCCAAUUGAUAUCGUCUUCGCCGUCGUCGUUAUCAUCAUCAUCAUCAUCAUCAUCAUCAUCAUCCGCAACGAUACCCGCCCUGUCACCAUCUAUGACAACAUCUCCAGCGGAUACGCUGCGCAGCCAAAAUACACCUUUGGAUCCUACUUCAACUUAUUUGCAUCCUAUCAUGACGGGUGUAUUUUGGAUCUUAGUUAUACUGACGGUCACCAGUAUAUUACUCUACGGCGUGUUACGCAAAGUUUUGGGGCUUGACGGUGACGAGAUAUACGAUCGUUUGAAAACUUUGUAUCGGCGAUUCAAACUCAAGACUUAA
Orbilia oligospora ATCC 24927 is the source of this 417-nucleotide messenger RNA. RefSeq lists its product as uncharacterized. Bases 1 to 417 code for a protein of 138 amino acids. NCBI's taxonomy places the organism in Eukaryota, Fungi, Ascomycota, Orbiliomycetes, Orbiliales, Orbiliaceae. The transcript has a single exon. The record is from RefSeq and is a predicted model, not a curated record.